Molecule: messenger RNA, 11471 nt
Organism: Cotesia glomerata
Lineage: Eukaryota; Metazoa; Arthropoda; Insecta; Hymenoptera; Braconidae
Product: mucin-16-like
Exons: 8
Coding region: 1332-10697 (3121 amino acids)
Source: RefSeq, a predicted model, not a curated record
UAGUUGGUAUUUGUAGUUGAGAUCUAGCACGGCGUUUUAUUCGUAUGGCCCCGAAAAAGAUGGCCGCCACGACAGCGUACGGUCGUGAUGUUGACGUCGUUCAUGGUGUAACCCGCGUCCAAUUUACCAUUAUUAUUUUAUAAUGUCUAUCAGUUCGCAUAAAUAGUAAUAGUGACAAUUGUUUAUUAAUUAAAUGUGUUGUGUUUUGUUGAUUUUAUAGCAACAUUCAAGUAUUUCUGUGGAUUUGUUAAAUUUAACGUUUAAUACCAGUGAGGAUUUUUAGUGAGGGUGAAGGAAAGCACGACAGUGAGGUUCGUACGGAAACGUAAGUUGAUGUUUUAGUGGAUUAUUGUUGAGUUGACCAGAUACUUUCGCCCUAUCGAAAGUUCGUGUCAACGGACGGCCAUAUUAAUCUGGAGCUCCGCCGUCAUCGGAGUUUCGGCGGUGCUAAAGAGUGAGAGAGAAAAGUCAGUUGAAAAAAAUGUAUAUACGUGUUUAAUAUAUACAUAUAUAUUAUAGUUAUAAAAUUCAAUCAUAUAUGUUUGUUUGACAGAAAUAUCGGAGCGGAACAAAAUGAUCUCGUAAAAUGAAAAAUAUGAAUACAUAUUUUUUGGAGUGUACAUACAGUGCUCACAAUUUAGGAGUGAAAAAUAAAAUGUAUCGCUAUGAAAUGUUAUAAAAUGAAAACGGGAAUGUGACGACAAAACGGAGUUGACGGUGGUGGUGGCGAGAAAACCUACGUCUCUUGUUUUUCCAAACUUAUUCUCGUUAAUAACAUUGAAAGAACUGGUUGUUUUUUUUUGAUGAAUAUACAUCCUCAUUUACCGUUGUUAUCUAAAUUUCUGGUUAGUUUUCAAGUUCGAGUGGCCGAAGGGACGGAGGAAGUAAAGGUCUGCAGGGAAUUGAAACCGCAGGAAGAAAUAAGUUGUGAAAGAAAAAAAGAAGAAUUGUGAAUUACGUUCAAAGGAUAGGAUACUAUUGGUUAUAGGAAAUACUUAUUGGCAGUCUGGAGUCUCAGAGGAUAGGAGGACAUAGCUGGUGUUUGACAUUUAAGCGUAGUUGCUGAUGUCCGCCACGAGUCCUGUUAUUGUAGCUCCUGGACGGUGCUCGCGGCCACGAGACACACCGGGCUCCACAAUCAUCAACUUUAAGAACAAUCACACUGAUUCGUCAACAGUGCUUAGGUUGCCGCCAUUGCUGGGGCCGUGCCACAGCUAUUAUUGGUUAAUUACAUCUCUAAAGUCCUCAAUAUUAUUCAAAUUAUUAAAUAAUAAAAAUUAUCACGAAGUACAGUUGCUGACAUACUUAAAUUGCAUACGAUACGACUCUGAAUGUCUUCGCACAUCCAAAAGUCGUGCGUGGGGCUUGAAGCUACUUUAAGUGACAGCAAAAAAAAGUACGGCGACAAGGUGGGUGCACUUUUGUCUGCCUGGGAGCAUGUCACCAAUUUCAUUUCUACGGCAAACCCAGAGGCCACCCAGUCUCUCAUAGAAUGGGUCCACAAACAUACGUUGACAUUGGUAUUGCGCGGGGAGUGGCCAAAGCUGUCACCUGCUACAAAAACACACCUCAGCGUAACGUUGCAGAGGUGUGCGAGUCACCUGGUGCACCAUCCGGUCGCGUCGAGGUGCACAGCCCUCAUCGCGUUGGUACACAAUCCAUGGGCUCAUCCAGCACUUGACCGCAUACUUAAUGGCCAACCAGAUCCUGAACAUGAAGAAGAAUUCUGUUGCUCGGAAAAAGGCGAAUUGUUAACAAUGCGGUUGAAAAUUCUCUGUGAAGAUCGCUGCGAGGACAUUGCAGUAAAUCUUGCAGCAGCUUGUGUCCGAAGUCUGCGAAGAAGUGAUCGAUUACGUUCACUGUCAGAUCUUCAUCAUGUUCACUUUAUGAUUGACGUAUACAUUGUCCUGUUGUAUAAAUUAAAACGCACGCAAGAUAUAUUCGCUCAAUUAAAAUUAAUGGACCUAAAUGAUGGAUUAGAACUAGUCCAAAGAUUAAGCGGCGAGAAACCAAUGAAAUACGGUACUGCGCGUGUUUGGCGAAAUUCAAUAAAAGCCGCCGAAUUAGUUGCUCAGUAUCUUGUAACAGCGGGUAUGGUUAGGCCCGUUAAUGAAACUAGUGCAAGUGUUUUAGAACAAAUUCUUAACUCCUGGGCGUGCUUACAUGUUAAGCUUAAGGCAACUGAUCCAAAUCUACCGGGUAUGAUUAGAAAAUUAAUAGAAAAUGCUGAAAGUGCCCAGCAUAUUUAUUUAUUUUGUGCUGUUUUACUGAAACACUUUGGAGAUAGUAUUAAACCAUUGGCUAUUGAAUUAUACAUCAGAGCACUUACAGCAGAUAUGAAUGAAUUGGAAACCCAAAAAAUAAAGUCUGAUAUUGAUAAUGUACGUGAAACGGCAAAACGUCUGAGUACGCAAUUUCUAAAACUGGCUGAUGUUGUUAAUAAUAAUAUUGGUAUUGCACGUGAAUGUGUAUUAACCGCGUUUUCGUUAAAUCCAACGCGCGCUUGCUACGAUAAAAUAUGCGAAUUGGCGAUAGCUUGUGGUAAAGUAACACGACUAGAGAGUCAACCUCAAAUUCACACUCUUGAUGAAGAAACUAAAGAAGAUGAAGAAAAUGAAAGAUUGUCAACAACCCCAGUAGAAGUAGCAACUACAACAUCGACACCAGUAACUACCACGACUACAACUUCAAAUAAAAUGGAUGACAACUCUCAAUCAGAUAAUAAUAAAACAAAUAAUAACACUACUAUCGCUACUAAAUCAAUAAUUGAAUCACAAUUUGAAAAUACUACAGAUAGUAAUAUUAAAACAGAUCUUAAGGAGGGUAAUAAUAAACAAAUACAGCAACAAUCACAAAAUUAUAAUAAUAAUAGUAAAUGUACAGAUCAAUUGUUAAAAAAAUUAUUAAAUUCACCGGUUCAGUGUUGUCAUUCGAAUUCAAGUAGUAGUAGUAAUACUAAUACUGAUAAAAAAUCAGAUAAGUGUGUUGUUAAUAAUUUUAAAAAAGAUUCAAACAGUGAAGGUUCAUUGGACGAAAUAUGUCUUAAUUGUAAUAAUUAUAAAGGAAUGAAUGUUGAUAGUAAUACUAAUUCUAAUAACAGUAGCAGUAAUAAUACUAGUAGUAAUACUAGUAAUAAUAAUAGUAAUAAAAACAAGUCUUCUACUGAGAGUGGUAAUAGUGUCGUUGUUAAUAAAGAUCGUACAUUGGAUGCAUUGAUACUUAUAAAAGGAGAAGUAGUUACGGGUUCGGCAAACUAUGACGAAAAAUCAGUGCCAAAUCAAGUUUUGGAUGCCGAACAAUUAGGAUUGACGCCUCAAUUGUGCGAUGAUUUAGCUGUUGUACUGAGUAGUCCACGUUACCAUAUGCUGAGCUGGGUGUCUGAUUGGAAUGAAUUAAGUACACUUUGUGAACGAUAUUUAGAGAAUGCUCAAGAAAUGCGUCACACUAAUAAAGAGUUAAAGUAUCUUAAUAUUGAUUACUCACAAUUUAAAGAUUGGCCAUCGGAGGAUGACAGUAAGGAUGUUUUUUAUGGUAUUGAAAAGGGUUACGAGCAGUGGGCAGACGGAGCGUCUGAUACUUCUGAGCAGUAUGGAAGUUUUCAACCAGCUGGCUCUUACAAAAGAAGUUCUACCAGACGUAGUUUAGAUGAUAGUUCUGAUUCCGACAGCGGAAGUAUUUUACGAGUUCGCAGGACUGGUCGGCAACGUAAAAUUCAUCGUUUGAUAUCUUCUGAAAGUGAUUAUGACAGUAGUAGUGGUGUUAAAUCCUCGAGUAAUAAACAUUAUCGUAACAAUAGUUACAACAGAAGAAGGAAAUCAAGUUGUGUUUCUGAUACUGAGGACACAAAUACUCAGGACAGUCAGACCGACAGUUUAGGAAGUGACGGAUGUCGACAGGAUAAUAAAAUAAAUAAUAAACCGUGCAAUAAUAAAGAAUUAACUAAACGUAGUGGUAAUAAUGGAAGCAAUGGUGGUAUCGGUGGUAAUGGAAGUAGUGUUGGUAAAUCUAAAUUAACUGUUGAUACCGUAUCACAUUUUCAUAUGCUUGUUAAUGAAAAUAUGCAUCAUACUACGUCGACAAUAUCAAGCGGUGCCGGUAGUGAAGACGUCAGUGGUUCGGAUGUUAGUAGCAAUGAUAUAAUAACGUUGUUUUCUGCGGAUUUGGAUGAAAAUAAACGAGAAACAAUUAAAGGUUCUGCUUUUACCGCCAUUUCACCAAUAAUUAUAACUAAAAAACGCAGUGACCCGGCUGUUUUAAAAUCAUUGAGAAUGUUUCGACCACAAAAUACUAAAAAACCUACACCAAGAAUAAAUCAAUUAGUUCCGAAAAAUAUUUUAAAUAAUAAUAUUAAUAAAAAUAAUAUUAACAAUAAAGAUAAUGUCAGUGGUGGUAAUGGUGGUAAUAAUGUUGGUGGAAAUAUCGCUAAAUUUGCACCAUUAUUAAGUACACUUAAUUUAAAUCCUAAAAUUGUAUUGACACGCAAUAAUGAAAUAGAUAAAAAAUUAGAACAAACAAAAAUUAAAAAGCAACCGGGAGUAUUGAGUGCCGGUGAUUUAUCAAGUGAGCUUUUAAAUAUACAAAAGAAAAUGCCAUUUGCGCACAAAAAUCCAAUUCAUAAUCAUCAUCAUCAUAAUCAUCAUCACCAUAAUCAUAAUUAUUCAAGUGAUAAAAAUAACAAAAGUCCACGUGGACGCAAACCAAUUAAAUCUAAUAACAAUAAUAUUAGUAAUAAUAAUAAUAAUAAUAAUAAUAAUAAUAAUAAUAAUAAUAAUAAUUUAGGAAAAAGUAAUUAUGACAUACUAGCUAAAGCAGUACGUGAUUCGGAUAUACUAGCUCAAACAGUUCCAGGUUUAAAUACAUUGGACAUGAUGGUACCACCGCGUGUACAGUCAACAGUUAAUGUUGUUCAAAUAUCACGUAACAUUCCGCAAAGUCCAAAUUCUGGAUCGAUUAAUAGCGGUAAUACAUCACCGAGAAAUCGUACGUCGAGUGUUGUUAGCAGCAUAAUACAAUUACCAGGUACACCCUCGUCUGGUGGUCAUGAUAGUGGAGUUGGAAUGAGUCCAGCCGGACAAACAUCUCCACCGACACGUACAUCAGUGCUUCAUGACGUUGGUGAAAAGGCUAAUCAACCGCCUGAUGCAUCACCAACUAUUUCAACAAAUGUGUCGGCAACUGAACCAGAUAGCCCUCAUACUACCAGUAAUAGUAAUAACAUUAAUAUUAAUAAUAACAAUAAUAAUAGUAACAAUAAUAAUAACAACAACAAUAUUCAACGGGUAAUAAGCCGUAAUGAUUCACCAAAUAAAUCACCAUCGCCUUCAACUACUAUCACAACAACAGUUACAGCAACAACAAUAACAUCAACAGCUGCUAUUAAUACAACAGUACCAAUUACUACCGAACAAUUACAAAUUGUUUGCAAACCUGAUGGUACUUAUCAACUGGCAACAGUUAAUCCUAAUAUUAUAACAACAGGACAGAGAAAUUUAUUGACGUUACAAAAUUUAGAAGAUGAUAGUAUUGGUUUUACUAGACAAAUUCAACGAGUCUCGGAAUCAUCCUCGGGAAGUGGUUCUAACAGCAGAAGCAAUACUUACGAAAGACAAACAGUUAAAGUAUCUCAACAACCACAAAAACAACAACAACAACAACAACAACAACAACAACUACAACUACAACUACAACUACAAAAUACAGGAUUACCAAAAUUUCAACAGGCAUUUGGUAAAACAAUUUACACACAGUCAACAGAUACUACGACUGUUGCCACUUCAUCAACCACUGAAACAAUAACUCAACCAAUGAGCACUAUCCAGAAAACGUCGAAUUUAUCUAAAGCUGUACAAACGUCUGUAUUAAAUAGUCAGGGUAGUGUUAGUAGUGGUGGCAGUAGUAGUGGAAUUAAUGUACAGUCAAUAGCAAACAUUCCAAAUCUGCAGUUGUCAUCAUCAGGCGGCAAGCAGAUACUUAAUAUUGUACAGAACACUGGUAGCAAUAAUACAAAUAUUAAUACUCCGAAUGCUAGUCAAACAAUUACUCAACUUGUUCAAAAUACUUCACCAGGUGUUAUUUACACAACGCACAAAAUACCUGUUACUAUUACAACAACAACAAAUCCUAGUCAGUUGAACAUCAUACCUGCUAUAUCGCACACUAACUCACUCCCCGGUGGUAGGCCACCAGUUGUUAAGUUGAAUAUUAUAAGAACGCCAUUGAGACAGCAAAACCUCGCUGAAGUUAUACAGGCUACUAUUAAUGCUUCACGAAUUCAACAGCAAAAUUCACAGCAGCAGCAGCAGCAGCAGCAACAACAACAACAACAACAACAACAACAACAACAACAACAACAACAACAACAACAACAACAACAACAACAACAACAACAACAACAACAACAACAACAACAACAACAACAACAACAACAACAGCAGCAACAGCAACAACAACAGCAACAGCAACAACAACAACAAAGACAACAGACGGCUGUCAGGGCAGAUACUUUAUUAAAUUCACCAAUCGAAGUACCAAAUCAAGUCAGUUCGACGACACUUGAACAAUUGCGUGAAUUUGAAAGUGUACUCGAGCAAGUUAAAGAACGUAGUACUAUUCAACCUCAGCUCCAAUCGAGUUCCAGUACUACUACCACGGCUGUUCAAACGCAAACAACUAGCCAACAAACUCAAGCUAAACAACAACAUCAACAGAAUGCUGUAUCGGCUCUUGCCCAGCAACUUCUUAUUUCAACCCAAACUUCAACAAACACUGAAUUUACAAACAACAAUGGUGGUAAUAAUAGUACCACGACAUUUCAACAGCAACAAGAAGUAUUUCCGCAAAAAGUUUCACUGACUUAUGUAAAUCAAACGACACCGACAACGCCGCAAAAAAGUACCAAUACUACGACGACACCAGUUGUCGUGGUAACGAGUUAUUGUCAGCCAGCAGCUUCACCAGCACUUAGUGUCACUUCACAAAGUUCUUCAAGUCCUUGUGUAACUCCAGCCCCGACAUCUGUUUCUUCUGCUGGAAAAACACCACCAACACCGUCACCUAAAAGUUCGAAAAAGUCUGCGCCGAAAAAUGUUAAAACUAAUACUUCUAGUAAUGCGUCAAAAUCCUCGCCAAUUCCAAAACCACAGCAAAAACCCCAAGAAGACGAACAAACUGCACAACGUAUUUAUACAAUACUUGCAGAGUACGCUGAGCAGCUGCGAAAUUCUCCAGAUUUGAAUAAUAAACCUGCGCCUAGAAGACGUUCUAAUCCACCAACAAAUCCAAGUCAAUCGUCAAAGCGUAAAAAGUCUGGUGGUAAAUCAAGUAAACCAUCUGGUGGACAGCAAUCAUCAGAAAUGAGUCCAAGUGCUGACGAUUUGGGACGUACUAUGGGCAGCGAAGAUUCAUCGAGUGGUAUUGCACUUGUACAAGACAGUCCAGCUGGUUUUUCGGGACAAGACGAGCAAUCAACAGCUUCUAAUCUUGACUCGCAGUCAGAAACACGAAAUAAUUUAACAACCUCUGAUUCAAAUGAUGGCGUUGAGGUUAAUGCUAAAAGACGUAAUUUAAUAUUUACUGAACCCGGUAGCGGACAACAGAGAACGGUUAUUGUUCAAGAAGCAGUGCCUACUGGUACAGUUAAUGUUAGUGAAGCUUUAGCGUCUGUUACAGGUAAAGUUAGUGGCACAACAGUACUUGUACCUAGUGGUAAUUAUAUUUUACCAAUGAAUUUGGUUAAAAGUACUCAACAAUUUACAAUAGUUUCUCGUGGAUCAAAAUUAUUGGCCGCAGUACCAGCAGCAUUGACAACAGGUGGCAAUUCCGGUGUAUCUAAUGCCCUUGUAUUGCAAUCAUUUCUAAAUCAAGCUGGCAAAAUUAUAUCUCAACAACCUGGACAAGUUAAACAAGUAAAAUUACCAAAUUUACAAACAAUAACAUCUAAUUCGACAGCCGCAUCAACAACAACAUUGAACACAACUUCUGUUGUUGUACCACACCAAACAAGUAAUACAACACAACAAUUUGCUAAUAAUGAUUCAACGUUGGAUAACAAAAGUGAUUCUAUAACUGACGUUAUUAUUAAAAGUGAACCUGGUACACCAGUUAUCAAUGAUGCGACAACACAAAAUACUAUUUUAGUUAAUAAAGCACCGACAAUUGGUUUGCUACAACGUAGUUUGAGUGACAUUACUGAUACACAACAGUUUUGCGGGGUUAUAACAAGUAAUUCAGGCUUAACAUUACAAGGUGCAAGGUUAUUUAAUUCAACAAUUGGUAAAUUAUCAACGUCUAGUGGUACCAAAACCGAGAGUGUCGUUUAUUUGGCCUCAAAUGCUGGAGAAUCUGAUAAAAAGCCGCUUAUUGAACAAUUGCAAACUGAAAAUAAUAAGCUGGGCUCAAUGCACAGUGCAACAAUUGCUUUGACUUUUGCAGCCCCGAGUGAUGUCACGGCAUUGAACAAUAGUAACACGCAAAAUAAAUCAAUUCAGCAACAAGUAGCUCAAAUAGUCCAGCAUAAAACACGGGAAACCAACAAUAUUGCUGAAUUAAUAAAUAACAGUAAAGUUAUAUCACCAAAAGCUGUUAAAAGAAAACUUGAAGAUCAAAUUUUGUCAUCUGAAAAAGUUUCUAAGUCAUUAAUAACUUCACUUGUAUCGCCGAGUACGGUUACGUCUAUACAAAAUCAUUUAAAAACAGAGCCAAUCUCGGUAGUUACAUCCAAGCAAAUGUCUAGCAUCGAUAGUCCAAGUCAGUAUUUAAUAAAUGCUGAUGGAACUAGCGGAAGUUUAGACCUUCAAGAAUCAACACUAAGGCAAUCUAGUGAUAACGAGGUUAAUUGCAAAGUAGGUAAUGGUGUUUUAUGUGGUAAUGCUAGACUACAAGAAGCAUGGGAACCAGACGACAGAAAAUCAUCACCAGAUACACCUUGGCGGUACGUUCCCUCUCAGAGCAAUCAACUAACUAUUGAGCCUCUAAAAGUUUAUUCACGUGACGGCGAUAGUUCAGAAAAUGUACAAACAGUAUUGCAAAUUAUAAAUAAAGGUACCAGCCAGAGUAUGGACAUGAAUAGUGGACAGUUGUAUUCAAGUAACACCACUAAAAAAUAUUUUAUAAAUCAUCUUGAGCCUUUUCAACAGUUUACAACAUCAAAUAAAAGUAAUAUUGUUGUUGCUAGUAAAAAUUCAAAUAAUAAUCCACGAUUAGAGCGUGAAUUGGCACAACAGCGUAUUGAGAGAAAUCGGGCGGCGAUGGAACGCGAAUUAAGACUGCAAAAAAGUUUAUCUGAAGAAUGUGAAGAUCUAGGUGUUGAUGAACCAAGCACGAGUGACUUGUUUCCAGAAGCCGAUUUGUUAUUUGAUACUAACCAUUCCCCAUCUUUUGAUCAUUUAUCGCAGGAUGCUUCAUGCAGUCAGCCGCUGGGUAUGAAAAUUUACAACGCUUCGUCAUACUUUCGGCCAUUAGACUCAUCAAGUGGUAGCCGUGAAACUAGUCCAGCUCCCAGUAUUGAAAUUAAAAGUACCGAACGUAGAAAAAGCAUCUCCCAGCGUAAUAGAUCGUCCAAAGACUCAGACCGACUGUCAUCUAAAAGGUCAAAACGUGACAGGCAAGACGAAAACGAGAUGCAUAAUCCACCAAAGCAUUUGAGAUUGAGUCCAGAGAGUCAAGAUGAGGGGUCUAAUAGUACUUCUGACUUGUCUAGACUUUCACCGCCACACUUACCGCUCAUGGAUAUUGACUCCAAAGAUACAAUGUGCUUGAAAAAAAUGAUAUCAUGCAAUGGUUCUAAAGAAGGCUCACCCACCAGUGUGUCUAGCAUUCCAUCAAAUAUUAAACUAGAUAUUGAUUUAGAUUCAGAAUCAUUACCACUUGGUUCUAAUGUUAAUAAUACAAUUGGUAGUUCUGGUGAUGACAGUAUGACGUUAAUGGGUAGUAAUACUGCUGAUGUUACGAUACCAUCACCGCUGUCACCAAUCGCAGGGCCACUGUUAUCGACGCACAAGUAUACGUACACCAACAAAAAGCGUGCUACAUCUAAAGUUUCACGUCCCGAAUAUUUAUCUUGGGAAAGUCCGAUCUCCGAGAGAACGAGAUCUAGCAGCGAUGACGAGGAUUCGAGUAUCAGUGAGUCUAUUAGCAGCCAGACAGAUGAUUUAAUUACCAAUGGGCUUGAUGACAGCUUACAGUUGAGUAGUAUUAAAAGUACUUCUUCUAAUUUUAAUUCUUCAACAAUAACAACUAAUAGCAGUACAACUGGAGUUAAUGAUAGAUGUACUUAUUUAAAAAAAAAAGACAACAGUAAAGUACAUGUCAAUGCCAGGGUAGUAUUAAAUCGUGCUGAGUCAAAAAGUAUUAUUGCUAAACGUGCUAAAGGUGAUACCAUCAACAACGAGAUGGGAGUAAUGAGUCAAGAUAAAACAUCAGAACCAUCGGACGACGAAACGUGCCAUACUUUGAUAGAACCUGAUUGUCGUGCUAGAAGAUCUAGUUUACGAGGGCAUGUCAAAAAAGGAUGCACCUGUUGCAAUGGAUCACCUGAGAGACCCAAGAAGAAACAAACUGGGGCUAGUAAUACUGGUAACACUGGUAAUUCUGGUGUAACUGGUGUUAGUACCGGUGCUACUGGCGGCGGCGGUGGUGGUAAAAUUAUCGAGCAUAAGUUGAAGAAGAAAUUGGUUAAAUCACUUGGAAAAAAGAGGUAGUCUUAGCAAUUGUAUUCUUGCUUAUUUAUUAUUAAAUGUAUUUAAUUAAAGUGUACGGUAUUUGUAAAUUUAUUGAAGAAAAAUUUUAAAAAGUAAUAUUUAAAUAUUAAACUUAUUAACAAAUAAAUAAUGAUGAUAAAAAAAAAACGCUUAAGGGCAAUCGCCAUGUGUUUCAAUGUGGUUUAGUAAUAUUUAAAUGAUGAUUGAUUAAAUGCGACCAAAGCGGCUAAUGCCAAUUAUCAUAAUGAGAAAAUAAAUGAAAAUAAAUAUUACGAAAGAGAGAGAAAGAGGAAAAUAAAUGUGUGUGUGAGAGAUAGAGAGAGAGAGAGAGAGAGAGAGAGAGAUAAUUUUCCAGUGAAAUGGUAGUAGCUCGAUAACAGAUUAGAUACCAGGCUCUUGCUAAUAUUAAUUAAUGAAUUAAUUUAUAAUGAUGAUUAUGAUGAUGGUGUAAAUAAUAGUAUGCUUGAUCAGUGUAUAGCAGGCUUCACGCAUCCAGAUUUUGUUGUUUGGAGCGAGGCAACAACCUUUAGUUAAUAUUAUUCAUUAAUAUUUAAUUUCUACGUUAUUAUAAAUUAAUUAUUAUUACUAUUAUUAUUAUGAUUAUUGUUUAGUUAUUAAUAAAUUUAAGUAUUCAGAUUAAGACAAAAACUUAUUAUUAGAUUAUACUCUGAUUAAUAAAUAAAUUAACAUAGUAGAUUCCAAUUCUAAUUGUAGUCGAUCAUUUAAUAAAAUGAAUAGAAGAAAAAAAUAAAAAAUAAAAAAUGCAAAAAAAAA